GGUAGGCUACGUACUCGCGUGCUCGCAAGUCUGUGCUUGAAGUACGGACUUGCCAAGUACGUGCUUGCAAGUCAUCGAGUCCGUAGUACGCGUGCUAGGAAUUGAGAAACAGCCUGAGAAACGGCCCAUUAGUUGACUCACUCGUUUCCGCGUUUACAAGAAGUCACAUGUCUUGCCAAAAGGGUGGGGCGCUAGUGGUCGCUGCGCCUGGGGAAGAGAUUGUAACUUGUUUUUCACUUUUUUUUUUCACAACAGCACAGUAGGCCUAAUCGGACCUCUCACAUUUGGGUGCCAACUUUGUCGGACUACUUCGAACAGCACACCGUAGCCUACUCGGACCUCUCACUGUGGGUGCCAACUUUGUCAGACUACUUCGAACAGACAAUUAUCGCACAGCAUCACCUACUUUCACCUCGUCACCUCUCGGGGGCCCUGUAUGUGAAGCAGUAUAAAGAAGAGGAAGAGGAAGAAACUACCAACAUGGACGACCACCAUAAGGACUGGUUACGGCUGAAGGGGAAGGCGAAGUUGGUCAACACCUCUGGCCAACUCCUCAAUAAGAUCCAGUCAUGGCUGGAGAAGAAGGAGAAUUGUGCAAAGAAUCUAUGGAAGCUGGUAAAAGAACUGGAGGACCUCAGACAGAUAUGUAACGCCGGGGAAUGCGUAGGGAACACUGUAUCUGUCAUAGGCGCUGCGUGUCUUCUAGGGGGCAUGGUGGCCACCUUUUGCACAGCAGGGGCUGCAGCCCCGCUUCUGGGUGGGCUCGGGGCGGCAUACUUGGGUACAGGCACCACAAUCAGCUUGACCACAAAGCUAAUCGAACAUUUUGUGUCCGGCAGCAGUAUGGAAGAUGCAAAGAAGGCGGCAAAGGAGAGCGAAAUAAUUGAAGAGGAAAUAUUGGAACUGAUAGAAAAGCUAAAGAUGGAGAGAGUGAACCCUAUGCAAGAUGCAAGCGAGUACAUUGCAAUGUGUAUUUUUGAAGCCAUGUCGGGGAUGGGUCACAAAGGGCGGCUCCUGCAUGGUUUUAUUAAAGUUGGUGAUACUCUAAUGGCACUAUGUAGUUUUUUCGUAAUUUUGAGCCUUAAAAAACGAGGAAAAAUAUCAACAAUGCUGGUGACAACGAUAAUACAGGAACUUGCAGUCGCCGGAGGAAAGUUUGCAGCUAAAGGAUUAUGUAUGGCAGUGGCAGGAGGGAUUGGAAUGGUAUUCGCACUUCCGGAGUCGAUUGACAGCUGGAAGGAGCUUGUCACAAAAAAGCAUGUGACUGAAGCCAGCCAAUCACUGAAGAACACAGCUGAAAACAUUGAUCAGUUCUGCAAGGACCUGAGGAACAAUCUUAAAAGGAUUCAGGAGGACAUUGAACAGAUGAGCCAGCAGAUGAACCAGCAGACGACCAACAAUAAAGGUAACCAGAGCAAUCAGAACCAGCAGACCAACAGCCAUCAAGGAGACCAGAGAAAUCAGAACCAGCAGACCAAUAGCAAACCAGGGGAUGAUGAUGAGGAGGACAAGCAGCAGAACAACAGGGGGCAUUUGGACAUCCAGUUUACGGACAGCGACGAGGAGAGUGACAGCGACGAGGAGAGUGACAGCGAUGAGGAGAGCGACAGUGACGAGGAAGGCUAUUUGCAGAUGGGACUGUUCAAUAUCAGGUCCAUGGUCCAAAAGGCUGAUAUGGUAUCGGAAGUCAUCCAAACAAACAUGCUCGAUGUCUUUCUCACCACGGAAACCUGGUUAAGGCCUUUAAAUUUCGAGACAGUGCUCCGGAACGCUUGUCCCCCUAACUUUGAAUUCCACCAUCAGGCCAGACCAAAGGGGCCUGAUGGUAAAGAAAGAAGAGGCGGCGGCGUGGCCAUCCAACACAGGGAUGCGUACAUCGGCCAAGAGAUAAGGGUUCCAUUCGAUACAGCGUUUGAGUAUGUGGCCGUGGUCCUGGAAAACGACCAGUGGGAGGUUCCCGUCCUCCUGGUCAACGUGUACUUUCCUCCGGGAUACAACCGGGUACAAUUUCGGCGGUUUGUAUAUGACUUCAGCAAGCUGCUGGACAAUUUAGAGGAGAGGGGGUACGACCACGUCAUCUUCACAGGUGAUUUCAAUAUCCACAUGGACGAAGGCAUGCAGUCCUCUGCCAUAGAGUUUCAUUGGCUGUUAAAUAAUAGGGGUCUUGAGCUACAUACCAACGGGCCAACACGUUAUCCAGGGAGACACACACUGGACCUGGUCUUCACCCGGAAUGUGGAUAUUCGCAAUUUAUCCUAUGAAUACACUCCCGUUGAGGAACGUGUCUCGGAUCAUGUGAUUAUUUUAUUCCAAGCCACUCCGAUAUCAAUAGACAAAAAAAAAAAAAAAAAAGAGAAAAAGAGGAAAUUCAUACGAAAAAAAUAAAAUAAUAAUAAUAAAUAUAGCUGCAUGCAGCAAUGUGGGUGUCAAGCAUAAUGGGACUCUAUAAACAAAUUCUGCCGGGCGGACAUAAUCGGCUAGGUGGCUACAUGACGACCGUAUCGGUAAUUGGACGGACUUAAUCGGCUAGGUGCAUAAUGGGACUUGAUAAACUAAUUCUGCCGGACGGACGUAAUUGGCUAGGUGGCUACAUGACAACCGUCUCGGUAAUCGGUAAUAACGACGGCUGGUGGAAUGAACUAGAGCAUUAUGCAAGUACGCGGACGUAAUCGGCUAGGUGGCUACAUGACGACUGUAUCGGCUAGGUGGCUACAUGACGACCGUUUCGGUAAUCGGUAAUAACGACGGCUUUUGGAAUGAACUACAGCAUUAUGCGAGUACGCAGACGUAAUCUUCGCUGCUUGACACCCAAUGAGUAAAUUAAACUAAUAAUAGAUGAAACCCCUAUUGCAGGCAGGACAUUUUUUAGCAUAUAUAUUCCCCAUGCUUUGAAUCUAUAUGUAGUGUUAAGGGAUUUUAUAGGACAUAGGAUGUGACGUUCCCCCCUGGGGAUUAGGCUUGGUGGGUUGAAAACCCUGGAACACUGGAAUAAAGUCAUGCUUCAAGAGUACACGCUGUAAACCUCUCACCCUGCUUAUUUAUAAGUUACCUAAAUCUACACUAUCCACGUCUGAUAUUAAGACAUUUUGAAUCAACCGCCUUGAUAGAUUAUUGCUUUAUUAGUCAUAAUUUUUAACCAAGUGCCAAAUAUCCAUAUGAAAUCAUAGAUGCAUAGUUUUUUUCGAAUAUUUAUUCUAUUAUAUUCUGCACUCAAUGUUUAUCAAAUCUGAAAAUAUAGUUUAGGGCUACGAUCAAAUUUAUUUUCUUAGACUUGAAUCAUUGGAAUUUAUGUAAAAAAGUUGGAUGUGACACAGUUUAGGGUUCCAAGGACCAUAGUCAAAAUUUGACCUUAGCGUGAAUAACAUCCAAGAAGAGAACUAACCGUGAAUAACAUAAUUGGGAAGAACUUGUGUUGGAAAGCCAGGGCAGCGGCCCACAUGGUGACAUGCAAAUGAAGGAAGAGGCUUCCUGUGCGCUCACACCAAAGCAAAUUUGCCGUGCAGCGCGUUCGCCUGAGUUUGCUUGCGCGAAUAGACAAACUUAACCGUGCGGGAGUGAUUUGUGCAAGUUUGAUCAAGCAAAUUUACUCACGUGAGUGUAGGAGGAGGGGCUUCUCUUGAACGCCAAAGUUUCUUUACGGCAAUUUAUUCUCAACCAUGGCCACUACGAGUCUUUAUUUGUUCAGGAAGUACCAGAGAGGUCAGAGAACCCAACGCCGUCGUUUAAGGAUCAUAAUAUCAUCCGGAGGCGCACACAGCUUUUGGCCGCGUUUUAUACGAUUUCUAGAACACUCUGGCAGGAGCCCGGGAGUUCAGCUCCGGGGGUCCUUGACCUCCGACGCAAGCUCUGACCGAGCCAACGUUAAAUUAAAUUUCAACCCGUAUCAUGCGUUAAAUCAACUGCGUUAUUUCUCAGUUAUAACUCCAGAAACAUCUCCUUAGAAUAGAAAUAAAAAAAAUUCUCUAUAUUUAAUCCCGUCACUCCAUACUGAUCACUGACGGCGCAACUGCAUGGAAUAAAGCAUCUGUCCAAAAUGUGUCAAUAACAUAAUAUUUUUAAGUGACACUGUAAACACAUAAUCAAAUGUCAAUUAAAUCCCAAGUGUGGAAAACCAAGCCACACUGCUCAUCACAAUCGUUGUCCGUUACUCUUGAUGCUUUUCAUGACAAAUCAGGCAUUAAAAAGGGGUUAUGUUCAAGAACAUUUUACGUGGGUGAUUACAAACUGAUUAUCCAAGGUGUUCUCGGUCAGUCUUAUUACCGUAACUCUAUACAUACAGAGGUGAGCGCCGUGGUAAUGCUGCACCAUAUGGCACUUCUGGCGGACCAUGCAAAUGGCAGAAUUCGGAGGGAGAGGGUCUUUAGGGACCAUAACGAUUUAUUGGUAGGCUAAAUAAAAAUAUGUAGCCUACCUUUAUGUCAGACCACUUCUUUUUUAAUUCUGGGACUGUGCGCUCCGUGCUACUGACAGAGUUCACUGCUGCAGCAACAUGUUGCCACUAACUCUGCUUUUUGUUGUUGGCGAUCCCAAUCCCGUGACCGCCGAACAAAACUACUUUUCGGGACUCCAUCUCACCCACAAGUGUCUCCACUUUUCGCUUUUUUGCUUUUCUCAGACCUUCUGCCAUUGUUUCCGACAAGACAUAAUACUGAGUCUGUUUUAUAUGCAGAUCGAAUUCAUGAGGUAAUUUGCAUUGACCAUUUAUGGUUAAAAAGGGGCGUGUACAGGGCAGAAAGUGAAGCUGAUUCAGCUGCGCACACUUGUAGGCACUCUGUGAUUUAUAAAGCAAAGAUUGCGUACGGUGUGCGUACGCAGGGUUUUAUAAAUCGGAAUAUUUUUUGGCGCAUGCAAAACUUGGCUUUUGGGCGUAUGUACACUUUUAGUAACGAUCCCACGCACAGUUUUAUAAAUGAAAAAAAAUUACUGUUUGUGUAGUGUUCAAGUUGUUAUCUGUGUUGUUAGUCAUUAUUCCCCAUGAAGUUCCACAAAAAUCUUGUUUUUGCAUUUUCGAUGUGUUUUAAGGUGAAUUUUCAGGGUAAGACAGGGGGGAGAGGGACGGAGGGAGGGGAGGCACUUCAAGUGACGCAUGCGCUUGAACUGGUUGAAAUUGCUGUUUGCCUUGUACACUGGCCAGUCGUAUCCCAAUCAUAUGUAUGUGUGGACCGUUUUGGACAAAUAAGCUAAUGACAGUAGGAAGAAAUCGCAAUUAUUCCAUGCUGUGUUGAUUAUUGAUUAUUGGGUGGUCAUCAUUGUAAUAUAUAGCCUACUAUAUAUGGUUUGAUUUCUGUGUGUAUAUUCAAAUCGUAAGUCCCACAUGUAGCCUGUUACUGUUUACAUGGUCAUUGUCACAAGAUGGAGCGCUUGUCUCAUCUUGUGGGUUUUUUGGUUAAUUUAAUAGUCUGAUGGGUAAUUGCUGCUUGUGCUGCUUUAAUUUUUUAUCUUGCACCCAUGCAGUGCAGUGUUAUAUGUUCUGAAAUUAAAAUAAACAUUGCCCAGAUGUACACACAGCGUUGUUUACGUUGUGUUUUUUUUCAGAGAAGCCACAUAGGCAGUGUAUUUUUUCUUUUUGUUACGUAACCUCCAACCCCCGUUUUGAGUCGCCGGAUCCAUCCCCCCUCUGUGCUCCGGGACCUACCACUUUACAAAGGAAGCACUGGGAACGCUGAUAGGCUGUCACGACCAAGCCUGAAGCUAAAUUUGUGGAAAAGUUCAAAUAUUUAAACUCGAGCCAAGUGUUCAAAUAACAAUUUAGACCCUAGGUGUAUACAUACUUUCGUGAUUUGUAAAAUACUGUAUUUCAAUUCCUCCUCCAUGUCGAGUUCAAUCUGGACUUCAGGGAGACAAACCCAAAGUUCCUUUCACCCAGUUCCUUCUCAACCAUGGCCGAGAUAACCCCCACUACGAGUAUAGUUGUGGGAGUACCAGGAGUAUGCAAACAGCAACGUCCCUUUCUCCUCCAUGUCAGUCUGUACAUCAGAUUGAUGUGGAAGUGGAAGAACCAGAAACGUUGGAGAAUUCAAUUCGCAGUCGUUUGAGAUUCAUAAUAUCAUCCGGAGGUGCACACAGCUUUUGGCUGUGAUAAUAUAUAUUAUAUUAUAUAGAUAUCUCUAUAUUAUAUUAUAUUAUUUAGAUAUAGAGCUCCUAUUCUAGAAGCGGAGGGUUCUAGAAUAUUUACGGAACAUGUCCAAAAGCUGGGUGCGCCUCCGGAUGAUAUUAUGAUCCGAGCCAUUGCGAUACAUCCAGUGGCGUAAAUAUCGACAUAUCGCCAGACGCCGUCAGGGGCCCAUGGAGGAAGAAAAAAAAGGAGCUGUCCAGCUCGGCAUAGGCGACCUAGGCAAUUGCCUAGGGCGGCAAAUGUGUCGGGGGCGCCCUCUGGUGGCGGCGGGGGCACAAAAAAAUAAUUUGCGCCGGGGCCUAUCACCAUGAUGUUACGCUGCUGGAUACAUCCACUGUAAACACUAGCGCAUGGUACCGUGGCCAAAAGCUGCUCAGGCCCACAUCCCCCACCCUCCUUCUUGACCCACCUCUCUCCUCCUCAUUAGCAUUUAAAGAUACAGACACAGAAACAGCAUGUUUGUGGAAAGCUCAUUGUGGGCCUGGCUCUUUGUGGCUGUAAUUCUGCACCAAGGCUGAAUUUCUUGAACGUCCUCCAAUACUGUAUCAGGGGCCCACUAACACCUAUAUAAAAUCAUCCAUAAAGUAGCAUGCAAUGGGACCUUUAAGGAGAUCUACUUAAGUAUUUUUAAGUAUGUACUUUCGAAUAGUUUUCUUAGGUAAUUAAACCCACAUUACAAUGCCAGUGCUCAUCAAAAGCCUCAAGGUGCUACAUAUGAUAUCCAGAACAUGAAUAUAACAGCAAACCUACAAAUUCUGUUUACGGGCCUUGCUAGGGAAAAUGCUUGCCCUAGCUCAGGGGUGCCCACACUUUUUCUGCCCGUGAGCUACUUUCAAAAUGACCAGGUCAAAAUUAUCAACAUAUAUUAAAAAAUUCUAAACAUAUAUUUAUUUAUAUAUACUGAGUGCAUACUCUGAUGGCUUGCACUGAAUGGAGUCAGCCAGGGUUGCAUAGUCCGCACAGUAGCUGCUGGUAGCUAAUCUCAAGCAGGUUUCCAAAAGACCAUCAGUUAUGGGGGAAUGGUAUUUUUGACUUCUUCAUGUGGGAAAAGGCUAACUGGCAUAAAUAAGUAGAGCCAAAUAAUGCCAUCUAGGCAUUUCCUCAUGUUUGGAUACUUUCCCUUUAUGACUAAGUUCCCAAAUUGUCCAUGAGCCUUGGACUUAAGCUCAAUAUCAGCUUGUACUAUCAAAAUCUCAUCCUCAUCUGCAGACGUGUUCAGGUGAAACAGUGUUGCAAAUAAAAUCAUUUCAGCACAUAAAUGUAGCGAUUGACUCAACUAAAGCAAAGUCUUGAAUCUUUUUGUCAAAGUCUGGCAGAUCAUUUUCUUCAAUCAAGUGGUAAAUAAUAAUAAUAAUACAUUUAAUUUAGAGGCGCCUUUCAAAACACCCAAGGUCACCUUACAGAGCAUAUAGUCAUCAUACAUUUUUUAAAAAACGAGACAUUGUGGAAAAAAUAAAUAAAUAAAUAAAUAAAUAAAUAAACAUAAGCAAUAAGAAAUAAAUAAAACAAAAACAAGACAAAACAAAACAAAAAAACAAUCAAAACAGUGAUCAGUUAGACGUUGUGUGCGAGUUUGAACAGGUGAGUUUUGAGUUGUGACUUGAAGGUUGUAAUGGUGUCUGACUGUUUUAUGUGUGGGGGGAGGGAGUUCCAGAGCCUGGGUGCUGAACAGCUGAAU
Molecule: messenger RNA, 7793 nt
Organism: Gadus chalcogrammus (walleye pollock)
Lineage: Eukaryota; Metazoa; Chordata; Actinopteri; Gadiformes; Gadidae
Gene: samd14
Product: sterile alpha motif domain containing 14
Exons: 5
Coding region: 481-2385 (634 amino acids)
Biological process (GO): calcium-mediated signaling; actin filament organization; neuron projection development
Cellular component (GO): postsynaptic density; cytoplasm; dendrite
Molecular function (GO): catalytic activity; actin filament binding
Source: RefSeq, a predicted model, not a curated record